Messenger RNA from Xenopus tropicalis (tropical clawed frog), 2612 nucleotides. It is a transcript of the gene tmem102, whose product is annotated as transmembrane protein 102. The record is from RefSeq and is a predicted model, not a curated record. The coding region runs from base 160 to 1389 and encodes 409 amino acids. The transcript has 3 exons. Lineage: Eukaryota; Metazoa; Chordata; Amphibia; Anura; Pipidae.
GGCUGUGCAGGUAGGAGGGCGGGGCUGCGGUUCCGUUCAUCUCCCAGGAAGUGCCGGCGGCAGAACAGAAUUACAGGGAAGGGAACAUGUGGGUUGGGCAGCGCCGAGAAUAGAACCGAACCGAGUGAUCCAGGAAGUCGGUACCGACAGAAAUACAGAAUGACCUCCUCCGCCCGACCCCUCACCGACGUCGACUUCUGCUCCGGGUCCCGCAUGGAGGAGCUCAAUAAACUGAUGGAGGAGCUGGAGAGGCGGGACUCUGGCGCUCUGCAGGGGCGGGACCUUCUCAACUCCUGCCUCCGAGCAAAGCAAUAUGUCUUCUCCCUCAUAGAGCAAGUCCAGCCUCUCCCCUCCCCAAACUCCCUCCUUGUCCUGCAGGGGGGUCUGUGCUCGGGGUCCCUGGAUGUGUCCCCUGUGGAUCUGGGCUCCACGUCCCCCCUCUCCUGCCCCCCCAUAACCUACACCAUCUUGGUGCCCACCCUGCGCCUCCCCAGCCCCGCGCCCCUCCGGCAGGCCUCCCCGUGCCAUUACUGGGUGCCCCUCUGCUUGUGGGACCCCCCUCACCCCCAGCUCAGCUCUGGAACCCCCCCUCACCCCCAGCUCGGCUCUGGAACCCCCUACGUCUCCCCCUAUACUGUUUCUCUUUGGUUCACCAGCUCCCUCCUCUCUGCCAUGUCCUCCCUUCCUGCCCCUGCCCCCCACCUGUGCCUGGAAGGGGCAGAACCCUGGGGCAACUGUGUGUCCCUCCUCUUCUCCGACCCCAGCGACGUGUUCCUGCGCUUCGAUGUGGUGCCGGCGGUGGAGGUGCGCGGGUGGCCGGGGGGGGUGCAGUACCUGGAAGACUGGGUGGAUGAAGACCGAGGACCCCCCCGACUUUUCCACCUCCUUCCGUGGGGGGCAGAAGGGCAGUGGAGAGUGAGUUUCCCCGGGGUAGAACUGUUCAUGAGGCGCUGCCUACAUCCGGCCCUGUCCCGGGUACUGAGGGCAUCUGUGGCCGUACUGAGGCCUUUCCUGCAGGGGCCCAACGCCCCGGGGCCCUAUGUGGUAUGGGUGACCCUCCUUCAUGCCUGCGAGAGGCUGCCCCGGGGGUAUCUGUGCCGCCCCCAGAAUGCUGCUUCCUGCUUCCUGGGGCUACUGGAGGAACUCUCCUGCUACUUCCUGCGAGGGUCCUGCCCCAACCCCUUCCUGCCGGGGUGCGACCUAUUGAGCGGCCUCUCCAGGGGCCCCUACCUGGCCCGUAGGGUGUCGGAGAUCCGGGCGCAGCCAGUCACCCACCUGCGGGAGGCCGUGAAGGAGGCCAAGGAGGCCAUUAAGGGAGGAGAGAGGGAGGAGAAGGAGGAGCGGGACCAGCGGGAAGAGGAGAGGGGGUCCUCCUGCUCCCCCAGCUAAAGCCAAACUCAUGUUUUGUGGGGCCCCAAUCUCUACUCAUGUGAAUAUGAUUCUCUAUAGGGAUAAAGUAUAAUAAUUACUGGGGCAAAUUCAGCCCAUGGAGCACAGCUCAGGGGUAGUGGAGACCAAGCCCCUUCUUCUGGCACAGGGAGCCUUACGUACUGGCACAGGGAACCCCAUGUUCUGGCACAGGGAGGCCCAUGUUCUGGCACAGGGAACCCCAUGUUCUGGCACAGGGAGGCCCAUGUUCUGGCACAGGGAACCCCAUAUUCAGGCACAGGGAGGCCCAUGUUCAGGCACAGGGAGGCCCAUGUUCAGGCACAGGGAGGCCCAUGUUCAGGCACAGGGAACCCCAUGUUCUGGCAAACGGAGGCCCAUGUUCUGGCACAGGGAGGCCCAUGUUCAUGCAAAGGGAGGCCCAUGUUCAGGCAUGGGGAACCCCAUGUUCUGACACGGGGAGGCCCAUGUUCUGGCACGGGGAGGCCCAUGUUCUGGCACGGGGAGGCCCAUGUUCUGGCACGGGGAACCCCAUGUUCUGGCACGGGGAGGCCCAUGUUCAGGCACGGGGAGGCCCAUGUUCAUGCAAAGGGAGGCCCAUGUUCAGGCACGGGGAGGCCCAUGUUCUGGCACGGGGAGGCCCAUGUUCAGGCAAAGGGAGGCCCAUGUUCAGGCACGGGGAGGCCCAUGUUCUGGCACAGGGAGGCCCAUGUUCAGGCAAAGGGAGGCCCAUGUUCAGGCACAGGGAACCCCAUGUUCUGACACCAAAAGACAGAUUGGGGGUCCAAUGCUACCUUUAGUCUUGCCCUGUCAGAACCAGCUGGAGAGGGUGGGCAGUAGCUGGUUCCUCAGAGAAAUUGGGGUGAGUUUCAGUUGGGGGGACAGUGCUGCUCCCAUGAACAAGAAAUGAAAAAUAAAAAUGGUUUCUCCCAAAGCCAAACUUCUCCUGAGCAUUCGAGGCUUCCCCUCUCCCUUUGGUUACUUUGUUACUUCCCAGCAGAGUCGUUUCCAUAACCUGCAAGAGAACAGCGCCCCCUUGAUAUCAGAUUCAGAAUAAACUGGGAACUAAAAACUGCUACAGUUUAUGAACAGGGAACACUUCCCCUUUAAUCUCCUGAGUUCCUAGAAAGUUAAUGAAGGAAAAGGCUUGGCUUCCAUUGUGCUGUUUCCAUAUAUGUGAGUGUCUGUGCCAAUUGUACCUCCAAUUAAAUGUAUAUUCAUGCAAA